Cyprinus carpio (common carp) is the source of this 2158-nucleotide messenger RNA. RefSeq names its product complexin 2 (gene cplx2). Gene Ontology annotation, cellular component: terminal bouton; SNARE complex. The record is from RefSeq and is a predicted model, not a curated record. Lineage: Eukaryota; Metazoa; Chordata; Actinopteri; Cypriniformes; Cyprinidae. Gene Ontology annotation, biological process: synaptic vesicle exocytosis; regulation of neurotransmitter secretion; neurotransmitter transport. Gene Ontology annotation, molecular function: syntaxin binding.
AGAGAGAGAGAGAGAGAGAGAGAGAGAGAGGUGCAUUAUCAGGACGCACUGAGUGUUUGUCAUGUUCCAGCUAUUCGAGCAUGACGUUUUCUUAAACAUUCAGUUAGGAAUCCUUCAAGAAGAACAAAUUGCAAGGCAGUAGGCUGUAGGUGUGAAGGAUUCAUCAGGACACAGGAGACUGACACACUGUGGUGGACCGACAGAAUCAGGAUCACAGCUGGUAUAAAUGCAAUUUUCUCUUUAGCUGGAAGAGGAUCACAUAUCUGAGUGCAUCAUGGAUUUUGUGAUGAAGCAAGCACUGGGCGGGGCCACCAAAGACAUGGGGAAGAUGUUAGGUGGAGAGGAAGAGAAGGACCCUGAUGCCCAGAAGAAGGAGGAAGAGAGGCAGGAGGCGCUCAGACAACAAGAAGAGGAGCGAAAGGCCAAACAUGCUCGUAUGGAGGCCGAGAGGGAAAAGGUCAGACAGGCCAUUCGAGAUAAGUAUGGACUAAAGAAGAAAGAAGAGAAGGAAGCAGAGGAGAAAGCGGCUAUGGAACAAGCGUGCGAAGGCUCCUUGACUCGCCCCAAAAAGGCCAUCCCAGCAGGCUGCGGGGCGGAUGACGACGAGGACGAGGAGAGCAUCCUGGACACCGUUCUCAAAUUCCUGCCUGGACCUCUGCAGGACAUGUUUAAAAAGUAACAGACACAAAGCUGUUUCUCAAGGAAAGUGGAUGAGGGGGGAUUUUUGCCAAACAGGUGAAAGGCUUUUCACUGCCUUGACGGAAUUUAAUGGAUAGAUACACAAAUCAUAACCCGACAACGUUUGGUCUUUUCACUGCCAUUCAGGUUCAAAUUGUUUACACUUUCUAUAGAUCUCUGUGUUUGUUUACUGAUCACCAGGGUCUCUGACGCUGCCUUAGGUACUCAACGAUCAGCCCCACGAUAACAGCACAUUGAUACUGAGCUCUGGCACUGGGAAUAUGAUGCUUACUUAGAUUUAUUUAUUUAAAACACAGUGGGCUCAGAGCAUUUUAAAACUGUAGCUUGAUAUAACUGCCCCUUCUUUCACAGAAGAAUUAUCAGUGAAAGCCGUAUGCUUUCAGUAGUUGCAUCUGAUGAAUCACAUUUGCCAUCAGUGAAUUUGAUGAUACGCUGCCAUAUUUAAAUAUGGGAGAUGCUGAUAUACUGUCUUAGAUGUGCCACGUUAGACCACCUGAAUGCUCAAAUGGUUUACAGCCUGGCAGUUCUCAUUUAUCUGUGACGUGUUGUUAUUUAUUUAUUUUGAUUCUUUCUCUAGUUUUGUUAGUGUGAAAUAGAACUUGAAAUGACCUCAAGUAAUAUUCACAUUAGCUUGCCAGCAAAAGAUCAGGAAAAGUUCAGUAAGUGUCUCUGAUUAUCAUUUUACAAUUAAAAGUUAUUCAAGAUCUCAAAACCAUAUUCAGUCAGUGUUUCACAGCAAAUUCAUCAUUUUCAAAGCAUGCACAUCUGAUGUUAGAUCACUCACACACACAAGACAAUCAGAAAUUAAGUGGUCUCAUACUAAAAUGAAAAAAUUAUCGUUUUAUGUUUGUUAUUUGUAGGUUUCACGUCAAAAUUUUAUUUAAACAUGGCUCACAAAAAUAUUUGGGAUGUUCUGCAAUGUUAGAAAACCUGCCUUAGCUGGAUAUUAUGUAAAGGUCUGACCUGACUUGUAAUGCGCUUUAAAAAAAAAAAAAAAAAAAAAAAAAAUUAGGUAAUUGUAACAUUAAAAAGCAUAAAAAAAAAAAAAAAAAAAAACAAGCCUACAUCUAGAGUAUAAUGAAUUUAGUAUUAUUGCAUAAAGUGCAGGCAUUGUUUUAUACUGAAGCAAGUUUCCUCCAUGCAUUAAAAAUAAUAAUAAUAAAAAAAAUAUAUAAAAGGUAAUUGCAUCUUUUUAUCUCACAAUUCACACUUUGUUUCUCACAAUUCAGAAUUGCAAGAUGUAAACUUGGUAUUGCAAGAAAACAAGUUUUUCAGAAUUCUAAAAAAUUCAGGGUCAGCAUGAAAUAAAAAUAAUAAUAGUAAUGUGAUUGUGACUUUUUAAUCUCAAUAUUAUUUUUUCCUUGCAAUUGUGGGUAUAUAUUUUGCAAAUAUGUCUUUUCAUCUCAGAAUUGUCAAGGGAAAAAAGUCAGAAUUGUGAGAUAUAAACUCAAAAUUGCAA